AUGACCCGGAAGAUGUGGGGCUUCAUUCCCGUGUUGAACUGCUCUCCGCUGCUGAGCUUCUGUCCUCCGCAGUCCCGACCCUCCGCCGUCCGCAUCGCGACCCCCGAGCCCCGGGAGAAGCCUCCGCAGCGCACCAUGUCCGCAGACCAAGCUUUUGUGACGUUAGCCACGAACGACAGCUAUGCCAAGGGAGCGAUGGUUCUCGGGCAGUCGUUACGAAAGCACAACACAACCAAGAAGCUGGUUGCACUCAUCGGGCCUCACGUUGCAGAACCCUGCAGAGACGCACUCGGCUCCAUUUUCGAUGAGGUGUGUGUAGUGGACGUGGUGGACUCGGGCGAUGUGGCUCACCUGGCCCUGAUGAAGCGUCCGGACCUGGGAGUGACAUUCACCAAACUGCACUGCUGGACUCUCACACAAUACAGCAAGUGUGUGUUCAUGGACGCAGACACACUGGUGCUGUCAAACAUAGAUGAACUCUUCGAGAGGGAGGAGCUCUCUGCUGCACCUGAUCCCGGUUGGCCGGACUGCUUCAACUCCGGGGUUUUUGUCUUCAGUCCGUCCAAUGAGACGCACGAGAAGCUGCUCGCGUUCUGUGGGGAGAAGGGAAGCUUCGACGGUGGAGAUCAGGGAGUUCUCAACAGUUUCUUUAACACCUGGGCGACGGCAGAUAUUUCUAAACACCUCCCCUUCAUCUACAACCUCAGCAGUGUCUCCAUCUACUCCUACCUGCCAGCUUUCAAAGAAUACGGCCGUAACGCGAAGGUGGUGCACUUCCUGGGCAAGGUGAAGCCGUGGAACUACUCCUUUGACGCUCAGAAGGGCGAGGUCCGAGGCCACGCCCUGACGCCUGACCAGGGCCAGCUGCACCCCGACUACCUGCUCCUGUGGUGGCAGCUGUACUCCAAGUCUGUGAUGCCCGUGCUGCAGCAGGCCUACGGGGAGACGCCCUUCAACAGCGGCUUGACAGAGGAGAGCGAGAACGGUGAGCUUCAGGAGGAUGUGAGCGCACAGCCGGCGGCCUCCGCUCCUCCUCCACAGAAGGUUUCCUCAGAGGUGAGGAAGCAGCGCUGGGAAGCCGGCCAGAUCGACUACAUGGGCGACGACUCCUUCGCCAACAUCGAGCGGAAGCUGGACUCCUUCUUGAAGUAGCGGCCGUGGGUGAGGGAGGGCGACGGACGGAGAGAGAGAACGAGAGAGAGAGCACUGUGGGGGCGGAGGUAUAACCACUGCUCAGCUCAGUUGCAGAGGCUUGACUAGCAAGUGACUGAACGAACUUUCGGCCUCACUCUCUGCAUCCUGUCAGUGUGUGUGUGUGUGUGUGUUCGAAUGACAGAGUUGACCUGUGACCCAGUUUCUCGUGCACUCUGUAACAUUCAUUUAUUUCUCUUUAAAGACACGUUUGACAUUUUGGAGAAAGCGCUUAUUCAAUUUGCGUUCUUGCACAGAAUGAAUUUAAAAAGAUGAUGCCACCCACAUUCCUUCAUGUUAAAUAUGAAAUAUGCUUAGAAUAAAGACAGAAACCAGGAAAACCUUAGCACUGUGCAUUACUCUAUGAUUUGGCCAUGACGUGAACAUGAAUUUAACAAAUCAAAUUUCAUAUUUCUAACAUUAACUGAUUGUGGGUGACAUCCUCCUGUACUCUCACACUUUCUCUAAUCACAGAUGUUUAUUGUCUGCUCAGAAUGACAAACGUCUUCUAACGGGUCAAACCGAUGAUUAAACCCAGUGCGUAUUUCUAUCCACAGCACAUCCCGGCUCUGUGCAACUACAGGCGGAAAUGAAUCAUGUAUGAGAUCGUGGCGAUACGUUUGUUGAUGCACUUUACUGCUGAGGAGGUAAAAAACCUGUGGAAACGCCACGUGACCGGAUUACAAAGUUUGGUAUGAAGAAAAAAAAAUCAAGAUUCUGUGCAAAGGUAUCACCCACCAGCUCCUCUAAACAUCCCUGAUACAACUGCUGUAUUUUGGGGUUUAAUUUGUAUGAAAACUGAAAGUGUGUAAAAGACAAACUGCUGUUUCAUGUGUGGUUUCGCACUAAACUGUUUCUUGGCCGUACACAGCAACUUCCUGUGAUAACUAAUGGAGGCCAUAAAAGGCAACAUAAGCACUUGUUAAGUGACAAAUUUUCAUUGAUACACUUAAUUUGGUUUAGCAAACGACACACAACUUGUAAGUGAGCUUCAUAGUUGCUGGUUGGUGGAUUUUGUUGCCUUUUGGACGGAGCUGUUUCCAGUCACUUAAUUUAUCCUCUCGAUCACAGAGUCCCCAAAAUGUCAAACUCUUCCUUUUUAAAACGGUUCUUGUGCAUCACUCAGUCCCGAGUCUUCCAAACUUGUGGAAACUUCCAGCAACAACAAAAGAAACAACACUGGUCCAAGUCUGUCAAUAUGUUGUUUCUGGAUUUUUACCACAACUCCUGUAAUAAAUCUCUACCUGAACCACUUUGGAGGAAAUAUGCAGCAGCUGGCUCACCCUCCUCUUUUCUCAGCCAGCUACACAGAUCUCACUUCAGUCCGACAGCGUUGUGCCUCGAGACGCUCGGCUUCCUAACGUCCGGUGUCGUGUUAGCUUCUCUAGGUCUGUUGUGUUGCGUUUGCAUGGCACAGUGUUCAAAGCGUGGUCGGUGAUGUCGUCAGUUGUUUUAUUUAAUGUGUUUGUGUCUCCUGCAUGUUACAUCCUCCACCUCCGUGUAUCUUUGUGCCAUCACCUGGGUUUCAUCACUUCCUGUGUGUCGUAUUAACCAGCUGCCUUAUUGCCUCUCACUGUUUACAUGUAGUCAUUCACUGUUUCGGCUGCUAGUAGCACAACAAGCGGACUUUGUCGAGGCCCGGCUUUCCUGUUACCUCCUUUACUCCACGUGUGCUCGUUCACAAAUCUGCUCCAACAAUAAAGAAAAUUCACUCAUUUCUCCUCUUAUACACCUUCCUACAAGAUGCACACAAGAUUUCAAGUCUGUAUGUGAUCAUAUUCAUCUUGUUUCAUCAAUCCUGGCCAGCACACUGGUGGAAGUAUAACAUGAUGUAGUCCUGUUCCCCAGCUGUUUACUGACCACCCCUGUUAAAGUGCUAAUAAAGAAAUGUUAAAAACUUGA
Molecule: messenger RNA, 3093 nt
Organism: Limanda limanda (common dab)
Lineage: Eukaryota; Metazoa; Chordata; Actinopteri; Pleuronectiformes; Pleuronectidae
Gene: gyg1a
Product: glycogenin 1a
Exons: 7
Coding region: 1-1152 (383 amino acids)
Cellular component (GO): cytoplasm
Molecular function (GO): glycosyltransferase activity
Source: RefSeq, a predicted model, not a curated record